Messenger RNA from Pogoniulus pusillus (Red-fronted tinkerbird), 3632 nucleotides. It is a transcript of the gene AMIGO1, whose product is annotated as adhesion molecule with Ig like domain 1. Gene Ontology annotation, molecular function: protein binding. The transcript has a single exon. The coding region runs from base 1344 to 2861 and encodes 505 amino acids. Lineage: Eukaryota; Metazoa; Chordata; Aves; Piciformes; Lybiidae. The record is from RefSeq and is a predicted model, not a curated record. Gene Ontology annotation, cellular component: membrane. Gene Ontology annotation, biological process: brain development.
CCCCAGACCCUGUCCCGGGGCCGCGCUGCAGCCGCCGGGGGCUCGGUCCGGCCCGCUCGGCGCCGCCCGGCACCGCUCGGCUCUGCUCGGCGCUGCUCGGCCCGGUUCGGCGCCUCUCGGCUCGGUUCGGCCUGGUUCGGCUCGCUCGGCUCGCCUGGGUUCGACCCGGCCCGCUCGGUUCUGCUCGGCACCGCUCGGCUCCGCUCGGCCCUGCUCGGCUCUGCCCGCCUCUGUCUGGUCCCGCUCGGUUCGGUUUCGCUCUGCCCGCCUCGGUUCGGACUCGUUCAGCUCCUUUCGGUCCGGUUCGGUCUCGUUCUGUUUGUUUCGGCUCGUUUCGGUCCGGCUCGGCCUCCCUUAGCCGCCCUGCUCCGCACCGGCCCCGGUACCAGGCCCCGGUAACGCCCCAGGCGGGGGGGGAGGGCGGUGAGCAUCCUCCGGCGGGUUCCAUACGCAGCGGCGCUGGGACCGGGGCGGGUCGGGAGGGGCCGAAAGGGACCGGGAGGACCAGGAGGGACCGGGGAGAACCGGGAGGACCAGGAGGGACCGGUGCCGCCGCCGCAGAGCAGGAGGAGGGGGGCCGCGGCGGGAGCUGUGCCAGCGGGUGACAAAGCCACCCCAUGCCGGGACUCUGGGUGCGGAGCGAGCCUGCUGCGUGGCACAAAGCCCCCGCGCUGUGACAGCAGGCGACAAAGCCCCCCCGCGUUAGGGCGCUGGGUGGCCAAAGCCGCCCUUCCCCGCGGCACCCGAGGUGAGCCAGAGCCAGCCCAUGGUUAGCGCCGUGGCACGGAGUGACAAAGCCACUCCACGCUGUGGCACCUAAGGCACCCUGCGUCGUGACACCGGGGAGCCCAGUGCGUGCCGCCACACCGAGUGGCAGGAGCCACCUUGUGCUGCCGUGACCAAGCUGUGGCACCUGCCGUGACACUGCGGGACAAAGCCACCCCACAGCCUAUGCUGUGGCACUGGGUGACAAAGCCACCCUGCCCUGCCAGGUGACCAAGCCACCCUGCACGGUGACACCAGGGGAGCAGCCAGCUUUGUGUGUGCUGUGACACUGGGUGGCCAAAGCCCCCUUAUAGGACAUGCUGUGACUGGGUGACAAAGCCACCCUGCUGCCCCGGCAGGUGACAAAGCCACCCCACUCUGCCCCACCGGGUGACCAAGCGACCCUAUCGCUCAUGCUGUGACACUAAGUGACAAGGCCACUCCACUACCGCGCAGGUGACCAAGCCACCCUCCCUGUAUGGUGACACCAGGGACACAGCCAGCCUGGUGCAUGCCGUGACACCAGGUGACCAAAGCCACCCUGUGCCCCCAGCCCACCCCUCCGGAGGGUCGCGGACAUGCCGUUGCCCCGACCCCGGCACCCUCGUGAGGCCAUGGGGCAGAGCACGGCCGCGGCGGGCCCCGGGGUGCCACCGAUGUCCCUGCUGCUGCUGCUGCUGCUGUCCCCGUGGGGGUCGGCGGGCGGCAGCUGCCCUCCGCGCUGCGUCUGCGCCUCCAACAUCCUGAGCUGCUCGCAGGCGGUGCUGAGCACGGUGCCCACGCCGCUGCCGCGCUUCACCGCCGUGCUCGACCUCAGCCACAACAACGUCACCCGGCUGCGGGCGGACUGGGCGCCGGCGCGGCUGGCACACCUGCACGCCCUGCUGCUCAGCCACAACGGCCUCUCCUUCGUCUCCACCGAGGCCUUCACCCACGUCCCUCACCUCCGCCACCUCGACCUCUCCUCCAACCGCCUGCGGGCCCUGGAGGAGAACCUCUUCAGCGACCUGUCGGAGCUGGAGGUGCUGCUGCUCUACAACAACGAGAUCGCCUCGGUGGACCGCACAGCCUUCGAGAACCUGGGCCGCCUGCGCAAGCUCUACCUGGGCCAGAACCGCAUCGCUCGCUUCCCGCUGGAGCUGCUGCGCGACGGCAGCCGCCUGCCGCAGCUCGCCCUGCUCGACCUCUCCGCCAACCGCCUCCACUCCGUGCCCGUGGGCGAGCUGCAGGCGCUGCCCGCCUGGCUCCGCGACCGCCUCUACCUGCACGCCAACCCCUUGGCCUGCUCCUGCCCUCUCUUCCAGCUGGUGGCCCGCGGCCGCCACCGCCAGCUGAGCGCCGUGGUGGAUUUCCUGGAGGAGCUGCGGUGUCUGCCCCCCGCCGCCACGGCGCCCGUCGGCAUCCUCAGCCUGGCGGGGCAGCAGCCGCUCAACUGCAGCGAGGCGAGGGAAGCGGUGCUGGAAGCCCACCUGGGUGACAGCGUCACGCUGGGCUGCGACACUCGGCUGCGGGCGGUGCGGCAGCGGCACUGGGUGACGCCGGGCGGCGAGCGGGUGCUGGAGGAGGGCGGCAACGGCAGCGCCGCUCUCCUGGCCAACGGCAGCCUGCAGCUGCGGGCGCUGCGCCCCGAGGACGCUGGCACCUACGCCUGCUGGGUGGCAGGUCCCCUCCUCAACGAGACCCUCUACGUGGAGCUGCUGGUGCACAACUUCACCCUGCACGGCCCCCACGACACCCUCAACACGGCUUACACCACGCUGGUGGGCUGCAUCCUGAGCGUGGUGCUGGUCCUCAUCUACCUGUACCUCACCCCCUGCCGCUGCUGCUGCUGCCGCGGCGCCGAGAAGCCCCCGGGCCCCCGGGACGACAGCAUCAACUCCUCGGUGCUCAGCACCACCCCGAACCACGCCACCGGAGUGCCCGGGGAGCCGUGUCGGUCCCGCUCGGCUUCUGCCACCGGCCCGGGGCAGAACGGCAGGUUCAAGGCGGGGGGCACCCCGCAGGCACCCCCCCGGCACGGGCCCAAGGCGCAGAGGAAGGUGUCAGACCCGGACUCGGUCAGCUCUGUCUUCUCCGACACCCCCAUCGUGGUGUAGGGGUGGGGGUCGCACCGCCGGGACAGCCCCCAGGGACAUUCCCUGUCCCCUUCGCUGCUCAGACUUUGUCUCCGAAGGAUGUGCCGCGGACUGGGGCGGGGGAGGCAGCCUGGACCCCCCAGCACCCUGUCCCCAGCUCUGGGGACACACACACGCAAACGGCAUCGCCCCCCUAUGCCCCCCCCCCCGGACUGAGUAUCGCUGCUGUGCACCUCUGAGGGACAAGGAGGGAGGCUCCCGUGGGGACAGCGCUACUGGGAGGGCACCAAUCCACUGCCCACCAGACAUCACAGCACGGCGGGUGGCAGUGCCCAGGCCGAGUGCCCCCCAAGGAUGGCAGCACCGGGGGCACCCCCAGGCUGUGACAUUGGGAGGGUCCUACUUUAGCAGGGCAUCAGCCCCUCGCUGCCAGCCCCCCCACGCCAUGCAUGUGUAUCGCCAAGCAUGAGCCCACCGAGGAGCAUGUGCCACCCCCAGCAGGGGGGACACGAGGGGCAUGCCACCCCCUGGGACCCACAGCCCCCUCCCACCAGCGCUCUUCUGGCCCCACCUGUGCAACUCACAGCCGCGAGCAGAGCCCCCUCCCCCCCCCCCCGCAGGGAGUGAGACCCUGGGGGAGUCCAGCACCCCCCGGCCCUGUGCCCUUGCAGCCCAGCCUAUGCCCCCCCAUGUCACCCCUCAAGUGCUGGUCGUGUCCCGCCCCCCCCCCCCCCCGCGCUGGCAGCUGCUCGCUGAUGCCUUGGCCCAAAUAAAGGCGUUGCUACCCCUGGA